Nelumbo nucifera (sacred lotus) is the source of this 2840-nucleotide messenger RNA. The record is from RefSeq and is a predicted model, not a curated record. NCBI's taxonomy places the organism in Eukaryota, Viridiplantae, Streptophyta, Magnoliopsida, Proteales, Nelumbonaceae.
UGUGGUUCCUUUCGGUUUCGGCCAGACAAAUUAUCACCCGCUCAAAUCCGCCAUGUCUAUCGGCUUCGAAGGAAGAGCGACUUCCAUUCUCUUCUCCGAUGAGGCCUCUGGCUCUUCCUCGUCUUCUCACUUUCUCUUUCCCUUCACAGUGCUCCCUGCGAUCAAAAUCUCGCCUGAAAAGCCCUGGCUUUUCCGUUUUAUCUUCCCCAAUUCAAUCGCAAGCGACUGAAGCAACGAAUACGGAUUUGAAAUCCGAAUACAAGCCCGGCAUCUUCGAUAACUUGUUUCUCGCUUUGUUCAGGAACAAAAUGGUGCAGGUCAGUUGGAUUUUCAAUGCACAUAUCGCUACGAAAAUGGUUCUGAUUGUGCUUUUAUUCCUGAUGCCGACGGUGCUCUACUCUUCAUGCCUUUUAAGUAAUUACUGUAUGAGUCAUGUUGGACCUUUUAAUGUGAUUAAAAUGCUUUAUUUGCCAAGGGCUACGCAGGAGGUUGGAUGGGAUUCUGAGAAGCCUGGUUACGAUGGAUUAAUUGAAGUUGCAAACCGUCUCAUGAUGAAUGGUCGAAGCAAUGCUGAAACUGCGGAAGCGGCGGUCAGGAUAUUAAGAUCACUGUUUCCUCCCUUUCUAUUAGAACUUUUUAAAAUGCUUAUAGCACCUAUAGAUGGUGGAAAAGUAGCUUCCAUGAUGGUUGCCAGGGUAACUGCGCUGUCUUGUCAAUGGUUGAUGGGAUCAUGCACAGUUAACUCUGUUGAUCUUCCUGAUGGAUCGUCUUGCACAACUGGGGUCUUUGUAGAAAGAUGCAAAUACUUGGAAGAAAGCAAAUGCAUCGGAAUUUGUAUCAAUACAUGUAAGCUGCCAACCCAGGCUUUCUUCAAGGAUUACAUGGGUGUCCCUUUAUUAAUGGAGCCAAACUUCAGUGAUUACAGCUGUCAGUUCAAGUUUGGGGUCAGCCCUCCACUGCCUACAGAGGAUAAGACCCUCAAGGAGCCCUGCUUGGACAUAUGCCCAAAUGCCACUCGACGUAGACAAAUUCUCGAAAAAUGCGAGACUGUGCAAUGUCCCAAAGUAUAAAGCUGUAAUCCCUGUCUUGAACCUGAAGGUAAUUAAAGCCUUGUGUAUUUACGAGUAUCACAAACAUUGUAUAUUGAGGUAAUUAAAGCCUUGUGUAUUUUGUAUUAAUUAUAUAAAAUUGUCCCUUACAUCACAGAAACAAAUGAAAACUAACUCAAGACAAAUUUGCAAAGGAUGGAAAUUGCUGAAUGAAAAGGAAACUUAUGGGUUCAAGUUGUGAGUAAUAAAUAUUUGCUGAGAAAAAAUUUUUGACAAAAAAGAAUCAAAUUUUGGACUGAUAGGUGGUCAGAUGAGGAACCCUAAGAUUAAUUUAGACCUCCGAGUUAGUGAAGUCAUCAAUCAACAUAACAGAACUUGGAGGGAAGACUAUUAAAAAUUUAGUUCCUCUGAGUGCGUAGGAGAAAAUAAAAACUCUAUUUAUUCCUUCUAGGGUUUAUGAUGACAAACUCAUCUGAAAGCCUAACCCAAGUGGAAAAUUUUCAAUCAAAUCUGCCUAUAGUGAGGCUUGUCUGAUGCAUGGGAACUCUUCUAGGAUGACAAGGAAAUCAACAAUGUAUGGAGCUUGAAAAUUGCUCCUAAGAUUAAAAUCUUCUUGUAUCUUUUGCUGAACAACAAACUUCCCUCUAAGAUGUCCCUUCGGGAUAGAGGAUUUGAUAUAGAUGGCAACUGUAGCUAUUGUGGUGAAGAGGAGGAUGUCAAUCAUAUCUUCACAAAGUGCCAUUUUAUUAAACAAAUAUGGCUCAUCACGAGAGACUCCAUUCCGGUACCUCUUGAGAAUAACAACUCUGUUCUUGAUUGGUGGAUUUCUUUGGAUUGCAACACUAGAAGGGAUACAAAGGUACCAUUACUAAAAGAAAAGUUUGCUAUUUUACUUUGGCAUAUUUGGAAGAAUCGCAAUAACACAGUUUUCAACAAGAUUAUGCCUCCUCCUAUAAUCAUUGAUAGAGCUCGGAACUCCUUUAUUGAGUUAGUUUUGAGUUUUGAUAGUGAUACAAAGAAUGAUUAAAGUGUAUCCCAGUCAUGUGGAUAAGUCCAAAAAUGGAUGAAAUCAAAAUUAAUUUUGAUGCUUCUUGCAUCAACAACCGAUGCUCUACAGCUUGUGUGGCCAGAAAUCACCAGGGUCAGGUUUUGGACUUCAAAACAUACGGAAUUGGUUGUAUGACUAUUAAUCUUUCUGAAGCUUGAAUUGCUUGGGAAGCCUACAAUCUUGCUCCAACUUCAAUGGCAAAUUUAUCAUCAUUGAAGAGGAUUUUAAGUUGGUUCUCAACAGUUUGAAGAACCAUGUGGACCCUCCAUGGAGACUAAGAAUGACAAUUGAAGGAUGCAGGUCUUUGAUCAAGAGGAUUGAUGGUGAGGUCGCGUAUUGUCACACCUAACGGAAGGCAAUCGUGUAGUUGAUUGGCUUGCGAAUUUUGCUCAUUCCAAUGAUGUUUCUUUCCCUUCUCUUCCCAGUUCUUUAAGAGAUAUUUAUUGUGCUGAUAUUUGGGGAUGUGCUACCCCCCGGUCUUGUAUAACCGUACUUGUUUUAUCAAGAAAAAAAUUGCAGAAUAACCCAGAAAGCUAGAUUGGACAUCAUAUUCGGGGUGGCGGAAAUAGACACUCAUCCCAUUGUCCCAUUCAUACUCAAACCUGUUCAACUGUUAAAGUAGUUGGGUAAAGAUUGAUUUAGGUUUUAAUUAUGGUAUCUAUUUUCUCAACUCUCAUAAUGAUUUCUGAACGGCUUAAUUAUCUGGGCAAGUAUUACCCUCUAGCUACCUAGAUAAGUAACUU